AAUUUGAUAAACGAAAAACUCAAAAAAGUUAACGUCGACUGGUCCAUUUUUAUUAUUGGUGUUUUGUUAAUUUUGUAGGAAUUCUGAAAACUGAAUAUGAGUUACAGGCAUUAAAGUCUGUUUAUAGUUUAUACCAGUUUGGAUUAAUAUAUUACAAUGGACUUUCUGAAAAGUGGUAUUAAAACGGUUCUGGGUUCUCCAGAGCCCGGACAUCAACCAACUGGAGCCGAAACGGUGGAGAGAUUAGUAGAUAGAGUGAAUAACUCUACAUUACUAGAAGACCGUAGAGAUGCUUGCCGUGCCUUGAAAGCCAUGUCUAGAAAGUACAGAGUAGAAGUAGGUGCCCAAGGCAUGGACACAUUAAAGCAGGUUUUAGAGUUGGAUAGAGCUGAUAAUGAAACAAUAAACUAUGCAUUGGAUGCACUCAAUAAUAUAAUGUCACCAUCACAAUUUGAAGAAGAACAAGACAACCCUCACAUCCCCAUGAACAUUGGAGAACAGUUUACAGAAAUGUUUAUCAAAGAUCCUAACAAUAUACAGCUUAUAUUAGACAUGUUAGAUGAAUAUGAUUUCCGGGUGAGGCUUUCUGCUGUACAAUUACUAACAUCACUCCUGACCAAUAGAACAAAGGAUAUACAAGAAAUUAUUCUAGUAAAACCAAUGGGUGUCUCAAAAAUGAUGGACUUGCUUGGAGACUCUAGAGAAGUUAUAAGGAAUGAGACUCUCCUAUUACUUAUAAAGCUGACCAAAGGAAAUGCCAACAUACAGAAAAUUGUUGCAUUUGAAAAUGCAUUUGAUAGACUAUUUGAAAUACUGAAUAUUGAAGGUUAUUCAGAUGGUGGAAUAAUUGUUGAGGAUUGUCUCUUACUUAUGUUAAACUUACUGAAGAACAACAGCAGUAAUAUAAACUUUUUUAAAGAGGGCAGUUACAUACAAAAAAUGUUGCCAAUGUUUAAUACACCAGAUGAUAAUGAGGAUCUUGGUUGGUCGCCACAGAAAAUUUCUAAUGUACAUUGUAUGCUACAAAUUGUCCGAACUGUUGUUUCACCGAGCAAUUCGAUUCAAUUAGUGGCAAAUUGUCAGAAAAUAAUGAAGAAUGUUGGAUUAUUAGAUGCACUGUGCAACAUCUUAAUGGCUAGUGGUGUACCUGCGGAUAUAUUGACAGAGACUAUAAAUACAGUUGGAGAUGUGAUUAGGGGCAAUGAGGUGAAUCAGGAGUUUAUUGGUAAUGUCAUGGCUCCGUCUAACCCUCCAAGGCCUGCAAUUGUUGUGCUUCUUAUGUCUAUGGUGAAUGAAAAGCAACCAUUUGCAUUAAGAUGUGCUGUUCUAUACUGCUUCCAAUGUUACCUUUAUCACAAUGAGCUCAGCCAGUCAGCUCUUGUCCAAACACUUCUACCCUCAUCAUCAGAUGUCUCUGCUCUCACCAGUGGUCAAUUACUGUGUGGUGGCUUAUUCUCGUCGGAUGUACUAUCCAACUGGUUCUCAGCAGUAGCUCUGAUGCAUGGCCUAAUAGAAAACCCUGUGCAAAAGGAACAAUUGUUGAGGGUCCUACUGGCAACCAAUGUGGGCAGUGCUCCCGUUUCCUUGCUGCAUCAGUGCAUAUUAUUGCUGCAACAGACAACAAAGUUGCAGUCCAAGGUAGGUCUACUGAUGCUUCUGUGCACGUGGACAAGCGAGUGCAGCGCUGCUGUGAGCGCGUUCCUGGCAGCGCCGGGCGGUGUGGGGUUCCUAGUGAACCAGACCUCCUCCAACGAUCACGACGACAACGACUCUCUGCUGCAAGGACUCUCAGCAUUCCUCCUUGCCAUCUGUAUACACUUCAAUGACGAUUCGGUUGAGGCUUACACAAAAGAGUCCCUGAAGCAACUCCUCGUGAAGCGUAUUGGAGUUGAGACCUUCACAGCCAAGCUCAGCGAAGUAUCGAAACAUGAACUAUACAACAAGGCCGCGAAGCACCCUCAGCUUAGGGUCAAAGUGCCGUCAGAGAUUCUAAUUGACUACGAGUUCUGCAGACUAUUCAAAACAUUGGAAGGAAUUCUCAUACAGAGCGUGUCCAACAAGGAGGAGGUGUCCGGGCAGGCGGAAGGCGCGGUAGAAGGCCAGGUAGAGCAAUACAAGUCGCUGAUCCGGCAGCAGGAUGCUCGCCUGCAAGAGCUGCUGCAUCAGCUCGACUUGCUUAUUCAUCACAAGGGGAACUUGCAGCGUAGUCUCAACGAAUCCAUCGCGGCCAACUCUCUGCUCAAAGACGAGAACACCCUGCUGAAGGCGCAGCUAUCCGCCCAGACACCGUCACACUCCAGCACCAUGUACGACAACCAGGUGAACCCCACCCCGCAGAGCCACCAGGCGAGCCAGGCGGUGCCAACACUAACUCACCAGUCAAACCAGACAAAUCCCGCGCAACACAAUGAAAUAACAGAGUAUGAAAUCCGAAUAGAGCAAAUGAGUGCUGAAGUGAGUAGAUUGAACGCCCAGGUGGAAGAACUGAACACGCAGGUGAGCAGGCUGAACGGAGAGGUGGCGAGUGCUCGCCAAGGGCAGCUGGACGCCGAGCAAGAACUGGAAAAGCUGAAGAAGGAUCAGGAUGACUUGUUGGAGUUACUCGCUGAUCAGGAUUUAAAAAUAAGUAACUACAAAAUGCGGCUGCUAUCUCUGGGCCAGCCAAUAGAAGAUGACGAACCGACAGAAGCCACGCCCACUUCGACAUAGAGUAUUACAAAUAAGAAUAAUUAUGUUGUUAUCAAUUAAAGUAUGUAUUAUUGUGAAUUUUAUGAUGUUUUAAUAUAUUAUUAUUUAUUAAA
Messenger RNA from Leptidea sinapis, 2801 nucleotides. RefSeq names its product general vesicular transport factor p115 (gene p115). The transcript is spliced from 10 exons. Lineage: Eukaryota; Metazoa; Arthropoda; Insecta; Lepidoptera; Pieridae. Gene Ontology annotation, biological process: intracellular protein transport; endoplasmic reticulum to Golgi vesicle-mediated transport; transcytosis. The coding region runs from base 157 to 2709 and encodes 850 amino acids. The record is from RefSeq and is a predicted model, not a curated record. Gene Ontology annotation, cellular component: cytoplasm; ER to Golgi transport vesicle membrane; Golgi stack.